This is a messenger RNA of Cavia porcellus (domestic guinea pig), 1843 nucleotides long. It is a transcript of the gene Cdx1, whose product is annotated as caudal type homeobox 1. Gene Ontology annotation, cellular component: nucleus. The transcript has 3 exons. Lineage: Eukaryota; Metazoa; Chordata; Mammalia; Rodentia; Caviidae. Gene Ontology annotation, biological process: embryo development; animal organ morphogenesis; anterior/posterior axis specification. Gene Ontology annotation, molecular function: RNA polymerase II transcription regulatory region sequence-specific DNA binding; DNA-binding transcription factor activity, RNA polymerase II-specific. The coding region runs from base 107 to 913 and encodes 268 amino acids. The record is from RefSeq and is a predicted model, not a curated record.
GGCGGGUGCAGCGGCGGCGGCGAGGCCAGGUGAGCGGUUGCUGGUCGUCGGGGCGCCGGCCGCGGCGCUCCAGGGCCCAGCAUGCGCGGGGGGCCCCGCGGCCACCAUGUACGUGGGCUAUGUGCUGGACAAGGACUCUCCGGUGUACCCUGGCCCCGCCAGGCCCCCGAGUCUCGGCCUGGGCCCACAAGCCUAUGGCCCCCCGGCCCCGGCCCCUGCACCCCCGCAGUACCCCGACUUCGCCGGCUACACUCACGUGGAGCCGGGCCCCGCGCCCCCCGCGACCUGGGGCGCACCCUUCCCCGCGCCCAAAGACGACUGGGCCGCUUACGGUGCUGGACCCGCGGCCCCGACCGCCAGCCCGGCCCCCCUGGCAUUCGGGCCCCCUCCGGACUUUAGCCCGGUACCCGCGCCCCCGGGGCCGGGCCCCGGCCUCCUGGCGCAGCCCCUCGGCGGCCCGGGCGCACCGUCCUCGCCAGGAGCGCAGAGGCGGACGCCCUACGAGUGGAUGCGGCGCAGCGUGGCGGCCGGAGGCGGCGGUGGCAGCGGUAAGACUCGGACCAAAGACAAAUACCGUGUGGUCUACACAGACCACCAGCGCCUGGAGCUGGAGAAGGAGUUCCAUUACAGCCGGUACAUCACCAUCCGGCGGAAAUCGGAGUUGGCCGCCAACCUGGGGCUCACUGAACGACAGGUAAAGAUCUGGUUCCAAAACCGUCGUGCAAAGGAGCGCAAAGUGAACAAGAAGAAGCAACAACAGCAGCAGCCACCCACACAGCUACCACCAGCCCUGGACACGCUGGAUGGCACCCCCACCUCAGCAGGGCCACCCCUGGGGGCCCUGGACCCCAGCAGUGCUGGCCUCCUGGGCGCUUCCUCCCCCAUGUCUGUCAAGGAGGAGUUUCUGCCCUAGCCUCCCAGUCAUGUGGCUCGGAGGACCUGGGCAUUCAGGUGCCACGGACAGGGCUUCUGAUGGGGUUCAUGACAUGAGGCUGGGCUCAGCCCCAGCCCUACCUCGGUCACAUGGACAAGAGUGAGCCGCCCACCCACUCCCUGCAUCUCCUCACCCCUCUGUAUGAAGAACUUCUUGGCUAAGGACAUCUCAGGCUCAUACGUUUGAGGCCUCGCUGGGGAUAAGGGAGCCUAGGGUAGGAGUCUCAGUCUCAGGAAAUCGCAAGUCCCAGAGGAUUGUGCAAAGGCCCAGGACAAGGCCCCAGGCCCCAGAGGCUCUGUGAGUGAGGUGGGAGGUGCUGUAGAGAGUUCUGCAUCCCGGAGAGAGGGAAUACUCUGAGUGAAGAUGGGGUGCUUGUAGCUGUGACAACUCCCACCUGCCUCUCCUGCGGCCCCACCUCCGCCUGCCCAUCAUGGCUCACCUGCCCUCCCCAGCCUGGGUGCUGAUAUAAAGCCAGGGUCUAAGGAGAGGCCCUGAUGAGUGUUCUCUGACUUGCAGGGCCCUGUCCACUUGCGAGCCUUGGCGGGGAGGCUCUUGUAUGGAGGGAUGGGGUACAGGGGAAGGGGCAGAGUGCACCCUGAGGGUCCUAUCACCCAUCAGGCUGCCCAUCAGUGCCUAGGUCCCAGGGAGCCCCAGAGACUGUCUCUGUACCCAGCAGAGCUCACAGCUGGACAGGCGUUUAAUACAGAGUGAAUCUCUUGGAUGCAGCUUCAAGAAUAAAUUGUUUUCUCUUUUUAAAAAAUGUAUAAAAAUCAUUAUACAUAGCAUUAAAGAAAAAUGUUUAAGAAGUAAAAAUCAGCCUCUCCCAUCCCUGACAAUUAUGUAUUCCCUUCCUGUUCUGCAGGCCUACAACAAGGUCACCUUUAAAAUACAUUUAAAAGAUCAAAAAGA